AUGGCAGUCAUUAAGAGAUAUCCAAAGGGGAAGCAACGGAUGUUUACGAACGACCUCAAGUCGCUACUUUACGCGUACGGCGACUCGGCAUCUCCAAACAUUGAGACCAUCCAUAUGCUGGAAGAUUGUGUUACCAGUUACCUCAUUGAUGUGAUUACAGAGGCCAAUUCCGUGAGGAAGUUACAGAAACGGUCCAAGUUUGCCGAAAGCGACCUCAAGUUUGCCCUUCGAGGUGAACCCGUCAAGCUAGGUAGAAUGGAGGAUUUGUCUGUCCUUUCAAAGGAAAUCACGCGUGCCAAUCGUAUGUUUGACGUUAGUGAGAAGGCUCAUGCUCAAAACGGUAGUGCCAUUGGUGGCGGAAGUGGUGACGGUGUCCAUAAUGGCAAGUCCAGUAUUACAAAGAACACCAAGUUUGGGAAAACUGGCAAAACGAGUAAAAUGAGUAAAACAAGUAAAGUAAAUAAAAAGGGCAAUAUUAAGCGUUGA
Molecule: messenger RNA, 486 nt
Organism: Pichia kudriavzevii
Lineage: Eukaryota; Fungi; Ascomycota; Pichiomycetes; Pichiales; Pichiaceae
Exons: 1
Coding region: 1-486 (161 amino acids)
Biological process (GO): RNA polymerase II preinitiation complex assembly; transcription by RNA polymerase II
Cellular component (GO): transcription factor TFIID complex
Molecular function (GO): protein heterodimerization activity
Source: RefSeq, a predicted model, not a curated record